This is a messenger RNA of Gasterosteus aculeatus aculeatus (three-spined stickleback), 1134 nucleotides long. RefSeq names its product transmembrane protein 141 (gene tmem141). The record is from RefSeq and is a predicted model, not a curated record. Lineage: Eukaryota; Metazoa; Chordata; Actinopteri; Perciformes; Gasterosteidae.
GCUCUUUGGUUCGCAACACGGAAGUUUUAUAACAGCGUAGUUAUGAACACGGUCGCGACGUGAGCUGAUGUUACGCUCCACGGAAUAAUACAACUACGACAACAAAAUGGUCAAUAUCGGACUCACCAAAGUGGACGAUGCGCUGGCGGCCAAACACCCGGGUUUACAGAGUUAUGCUGCCUGUCAGUCUCAUGCUUUCAUGAAGGGGACUGGGACCUUUAUACUCGGCGCCGGGGGGUUAUUUGCCCUUCAGAUGGGUCUCCAGAGGAAGCUUCCUUAUCCCCUUCAAUGGAACCUUCUGAUUUCAAUAGUGGCAUCAUCAGUGGGAAGUUAUGCAGUGACUCGCUGGGAAACGCAGAAAUGCUCCGACCUUUGGAUUUUGCUGGAAACGGGCAGCGUCCCGGACCGAUCGCCGCCGCCGCCGCUGACGCAGGCGCCCAAACCAGAGGUGUCAGAAGCAACCGAGAAGACAAAAUACGGCGACGUGAUGGAGUGAACAAACUUGCGCAUCUACUGUCAGAUGCUGCAAUGAUUGAGUAUAGUGCUGCGUGUACAUUCUGUAUCCAAUUGCAUCCAAGGGUGUUUUUUGAUGAAAUGAAAUGAAAGUUCAUUUUUUCUGAGUUUGAGGCGCUUUUGAAUUUCAUAACGGCAUUACAGUGUGGAUAAACCGAUGAGUUUCCCAAACGAGAGGUCAGGAAUUAGUUUCGGUUAGUGGGAAGAAUCCAACUUUAAGCCUGUGAUCCGGUAUUAUUAUUGGGAUGUGUGUGUCUGACAUGCAACCGAAUUAACGCCGCUCCACCACAAGCAGCCACUAGUUGUCUCUGCAGUGCGCCGAUGUAGUUACAGGUGGAGCAACCAAAACGAUUAAACGGUUUUAUCUACAGUCGCUGUCAUCAUGUUUUCCAUGAACAACAUAGAGAAUAUAAUCGUGGAAUGACUCAUCAUUUUAAAUCGAUAAAGCAAUUUUCUUUUCAUCUGUUAAAAUGCUUAAGAUGCUUAGCAGUGUAAUCCACAUUAUGUAAUUCAUAUUUGUUGCCUCAAGACUCGGCAUGUUCAUUCCUAGGUCUUCAGUGCAGUUAAACCCUGCAAUAUAUAUUAGGAUCAAAUAAAGCAUUUGCAGUUGUUAUAAUGAAA